GUCACGUGUGUUGCUCGCAUGGUUUUCAUCUGCAGAAUAUACAUCCAAAAAAAACAAACAUGAAAAUGAAAUCAAAAAAUUCAAAGAAAAAUUACCGCCAAAAAACCGAUAAUGGUGAAGAUGAAAUUGAAUUACUUAAAACUGAAAUCAGCCAAUUUGAUUGGUCCAAAUUUAAACGAUUCGAAGAUCUACCUGUUUCACGAGCAACAAAACGUGGACUAGCAAAAAAUAACUAUGUCAUUCCAACCGAUAUUCAACAACAAUCAAUCGGUUAUGCUCUCACUGGUAAUGAUGUACUUGGAGCCGCUAAAACCGGGUCCGGUAAAACUUUAGCAUUUUUGAUUCCAACGCUCGAAUGUUUGUACCGAAAUAGAUGGACAGCGUUCGAUGGUGUUGGUGCAUUGAUCAUUUCACCUACUCGUGAAUUAAGCUAUCAAACAUUUGAAGUAUUGAAAAAAAUUGGCACCGAACAUGAUUUUUCGGCUGGAUUAAUCAUCGGUGGUAAAGAUUUGAAAUUUGAAAGCAAACGUAUGGAUCGUUGUAAUAUAAUUGUUUGUACGCCUGGCCGUUUACUACAACAUAUGGACGAAAAUCCACUUUUUAAUUGUGACAAUUUAAAAAUUCUAAUUCUAGACGAAGCUGAUCGAAUUUUAGAUCUUGGAUUCGCCAAAACAAUGAAUGCAAUCAUUUCUAAUCUACCGAAACAACGACAAACAUUGUUAUACUCGGCAACACAAACCAAAUCGAUCAAAGAUCUUGCCAAAUUGAGCCUCAAAGAUCCUGUUUAUGUUUCAUCACAUGAACAUGAAAAACAUUCUACACCGGAUAAUUUGACACAAAGUUAUAUCGUUUGUCCGAUUGAGGAUAAAAUCAAUAUGUUAUGGUCUUUUAUUCGACAACAUACGAAACACAAAAUUAUCAUAUUCAUGUCCACUUGUAAACAGGCGAAAUUUAUUUAUGAAUUAUUUUGUCAACUUCGUCCGGGAAUUCCAUUGCUUGCACUUUAUGGUACAUUACAUCAACUAAAACGUAUGGCAAUCUAUGAUAAAUUCUGUGAAUCUUCCAGAAUUGUUUUGUUUGCAACUGAUAUUGCUGCACGUGGUUUAGAUUUUCCUGCCGUUAAUUGGGUAGUUCAAUUGGACUGUCCAGAAGAUACAAACAUCUACAUACAUCGAGUUGGCCGUACAGCUCGUUUCGAACGAAAUGGAGAAUCAUUAUUAGUGUUGGCGCCCAGCGAAGAACAAUCUAUGGUCGAACAAUUGGAACAAAAAAAAGUACCAAUAGAAAAAAUUCAAGUAAAUCCACAGAAAUUGUUUUCGAUUCAAAGAAAAACCGAAGCAUUAUUGGCCAAACAUGUGUCUCUAAAAGAAUCAGCUCAACGUGCAUUCAAAGCCUAUUUAAAAUCGGUGUUCAUGAUGAAAGACAAAAGUGUAUUUAAUUAUGAAAUGCUUGAUGUUGAAUUAUUUGCACGAUCACUAGGAUUAUUGACAGCGCCACGAGUUCGAUUCAUCGAACGUAAAAUGGCUGCUCAUGCGAAGAAUCAGCCUCCAGUCAAGAAUAUCGAGAUCAAACAGAAUCAUGCUGUAACGAUAAACGAACAAAAUGAUGAUGAUGAUGGCGACAGUGAUUUUGAUGAUUUAUUUCAAGUGAAAAAAUAUGAAUUCCAAGAUAACAAUGAUGAAAUGGUACACGUGGAUCUAAAUCAAUCAAAAAGAAAAAAACAGCUUACGAGAGCUGCCGUUUCGAAACGAUUGUUGAAGAAAAAUAUUCCAUUGAAUUCAAAAAUAAAAUUCGAUGAUGACUGUAAUGCCAUACAGGAAGGCAUACCACGAAAACAAACAUCAGAAUUGACGAAAAAAUUAGAUGAAAUUGAAUCCGGUAUUGAUAUUGAAUUAGCUAAACAGAUCAUGAAAGAAGAAGAUAUUAUUGAUAAAAAAUUGUAUCGGGAUUUGAUCAAAGAGAAACAUUUGGCUAAAAAAUUGAAAAUGAAAGAAAAAAAGAAAUCAGUGAAAUCAAAUGAAAAUGAUGAUGAAGAUGAAGCUGAUGAGGAAUAUCUUGAAAACGAAGACGUAUACGAUGAUGAUGAUGAUGAUGAGGAUGAAAUUGUUACAAAGCAAUACAUUGAUGCUUUGCCCGAUCCAGACAUAGUAUUUGGUGACAAAGAUUCUGAAAUCGAAGAUACAGACAAUCAUUCUGAAGACAAAGAUGAUGAUGAUGAACGACCAGUACAAACGACUAAACGGAAAAAAUUUCAUAAACCAAUUUCAUCAAAAAUAUUUUGA
Molecule: messenger RNA, 2282 nt
Organism: Dermatophagoides farinae (American house dust mite)
Lineage: Eukaryota; Metazoa; Arthropoda; Arachnida; Sarcoptiformes; Pyroglyphidae
Source: RefSeq, a predicted model, not a curated record